AUGGGUGUUGUGAGCGAGGGAGAUUACGGCAUUCCUAAAGGCAUUUGGAGCAGUUUCCCAGUGACCUAUGGUGACAAGCCAGAGGAACAGUUCAAGAACGCCGAUGUGAUCGUGUUCAUCGGAGGAUUCCCCAGAAAGCCAGGAAUGGAAAGGAAGGAUCUUAUGCAUCAAAACAAACUGAUCUUUGUGGAACAAUCCAAGGCCUUGAAGGUGGCAAGCCCCGAUGUCAAGUGCGUUGUGGUUGCCAAUCCCGCCAACUCUAACACCGUGAUGCUCAGCCACUUCGCUCCCCACGUCAAGAAGGAGAACAUCACCUGCCUCACCAGGCUCGACCACAACCGCGCCAUCGCCCAAAUCGCCGGCAAGACUGGAGCCAAGGAGACCGAAAUCGAAGGAGUCUAUAUCUUCGGAAACCACUCCCUCACCCAAUACCCCUGCAUUAACAACAUCAAGGUCAAGGGAAAACCCAUCUCUGACUACGCUGAUAAAGAAUGGCUCACCAAGACCUACAUCCCCAAGGUCCAGAAGAGAGGAGGAGAGAUCCUGUCCGUCAGAGGAGGAAGCUCAGUCUUCUCCGCUGCCAACGCCGUCAUUGACCACCUCAGAGAUUGGUAUCUUGGCUCUGACAGAGUCACCUCUAUGGGUAUCGUCUCUGAAGGAGAUUACGGAAUCCCCAAGGGACUCUGGACCAGUCUGCCAGUGCGCUGCAAGGGCAACUUCAAGUACGAGAUCGUGAGAGAUGUUCCUCUUUCUGAUUUCUGCAAGGGAAAGAUUGCGGAGACUGUGAAGGAGCUUGAAGAGGAGUAUUACUUCUACUUCCAGAAAUGA
Nymphaea colorata (pocket water lily) is the source of this 828-nucleotide messenger RNA. RefSeq lists its product as uncharacterized. The record is from RefSeq and is a predicted model, not a curated record. NCBI's taxonomy places the organism in Eukaryota, Viridiplantae, Streptophyta, Magnoliopsida, Nymphaeales, Nymphaeaceae. Gene Ontology annotation, molecular function: L-malate dehydrogenase (NAD+) activity. Bases 1 to 828 code for a protein of 275 amino acids. The transcript has 2 exons. Gene Ontology annotation, biological process: oxaloacetate metabolic process; malate metabolic process; tricarboxylic acid cycle.